AUGCCUCCAUCUGUACCCUCUGCGGUUGUCCUUCCAAGAUGUCCAAAUCGCUGUGAGCGUCCUGCAGCCAGUGCGAGAGAGGGACGGCGAGCGGCCCGGAGUCAAGAAACGAGAGAUGGAACAGAAUCUGCAGUGCUUUCCUGGAGAUUUCUCAACGGGCUGCGAGAAAGUCAACAAGCUUCUAUUGUGGAGAAGGAGUCUCAUCCUGCGGCUUCAGCUCCUCCAGCUCCUACUCCGGUGUGUUGCACGCUUCCCGCCCUUCCAGUGCCUUCCUGCCCUGUUCUCUCGAAGCCACGGAUCGCAGCCAAGUGGAGGGAGGAUGCUUCUUGGGGAAGGGACAUUGGUCGAUACAUCGGGGACGGCUAUUUGCCAGAGGAACUGGGGCCGAAGCUACAAGGCCUGGAGCGGAUCGAACAGCUCUUCGUUUUGCAACGGGCCAUGGCGCACCGGAUACGCUACGAAAAGGGCAAAGUCACGGUGAAGCGAGAGCCAGGAAAAUGUGGAUUGAACAAGCCUGUUACCUUCGCUUCCAACAUUUGGAAUCGUGGAUAUGCGAACUGCGCUGGACAUUGUGUGGUUUUUGCUUCGGCCAUGAAAGCCUUAGGGAUUCCCUACUGCGUGGUGACCUUGCGGAGCAAAAUGAAAGGCAAGCCAAAGCAUGCCAUCAUGCAGGUGGGCUUUCCAGAAGAAACUGAUAUCAGGAGAGUGUCAAGAAGAGCCACAGAGCUGUGGGCCCAGUUCUACGGCGACACGGUGCAAGUGAAUGCGUAUCACCGGCAGGUUCGCCUCUACAGCGGCCUCAAGUUCGUUCGGAGCCGGAUGGGAAGUGAAGCUGCCAAGAGAAAGGGCUUGGGACACUGGCUGAUCCUGGACCCCGUGGCGAAGGUUGGUUGCUACCAUCACUUGGUCAAGAACGGCUACAUGACCCAGUCGAAGAAGGCCUUUGGUUUUUCAUCCAAGCCACAAAUCAAGUCGUGGCAAAGGGCUGAAGAUGAAGCCCAUGAAUCCUCAAGUGACAGUGGUUCGGACACUUUAGAUGUUGAUGUCCAGAGUGCCUGA
Molecule: messenger RNA, 1059 nt
Organism: Durusdinium trenchii
Lineage: Eukaryota; Dinophyceae; Suessiales; Symbiodiniaceae
Source: the annotation of a GenBank genome assembly